Messenger RNA from Salvia miltiorrhiza (redroot sage), 985 nucleotides. RefSeq names its product cyanate hydratase. NCBI's taxonomy places the organism in Eukaryota, Viridiplantae, Streptophyta, Magnoliopsida, Lamiales, Lamiaceae. The record is from RefSeq and is a predicted model, not a curated record. Gene Ontology annotation, molecular function: DNA binding; cyanate hydratase activity. The transcript has 4 exons. Bases 136 to 660 code for a protein of 174 amino acids.
UUAAAAAUUUCAAUCAUGUCUUUACUUACCUAAUAAAGAAGAUAUUUUAGACGAUAAAGUUAAAAGGCUCAAAGACUAAGCUCUCAUUAUCCAAAAAUAACAGUUGCAAACCAGAAAGGUCCAAAUAAAGCAACAAUGGAAGCCGUGAGCAUGAAAGCGAGGAUGGUGGCAGAGCUCCAAGCCGUGAAGCGGAUAUCGGGGAAGACGUACGGGCAGAUUGCGGAUGAGACCGGCUUGACCAACGUCUACGUGGCUCAGCUCCUCCGCCGCCAAGCUCAGCUCAAGCCCUCCACCGCCCCUCUCCUCCGCGCCGCCCUCCCCGCCCUCACCGAAGACCUCCUCCGCGAAAUGAUGCAACCGCCCCUCCGCUCCUACGAUCCCAACUUAAUUCAGGAUCCCACCGUUUAUAGAUUGAAUGAAGCAAUCAUGCAUUUCGGAGAGAGCAUUAAAGAGAUCAUCAAUGAAGAUUUUGGCGACGGCAUCAUGUCCGCCAUCGACUUCUACUGCUCAGUCGACAAAGUGAAAGGUGUAGAUGGAAAGGAUCGCGUUGUUUUGACCUUUGACGGGAAGUAUCUUCCACACACUGAGCAGACUACUGAGCAUAUGGUAUCAAGAGUGAAAAAGCAAGAACAACAAGAUGGCAAACCAAAGUUAUCGUAGUUGUUUUAUGUCAAUAUUCAUUCCUACUUAUAAUCUAUGUUGUAUUUUGUCGAACUCAAGUCGCGCAUCGGAAGGAAACUCGGACACUGGAGGCACCAGCCUCUUGGCCCGUCCCUGCUCCUCCUCACGUAAGGCCUCCUCCUCUCCCUUCCUCUUUCCUCCCAACGCCGCCCCCGCCAUAUCUGAGCCGCUCAGUCGCGUUUUCUAUUUUGUAUAUUGUGUGUACUCUUUAUUUUGCUACUAUUUUGUAUGUUGUUUAUACUCUUUAUUUUGCUAAGACUUCAGAAUUCUUGACAUAUAGCUAUAUUAUCAAUUUCUUCUGCAA